UGGUGCAGGUCAGCAUGACUUCUUCUCGGGGCUGAGGUGACGUCCGGACUGAGGAUGAAGCUGACGCUGCUCAUUGUGUUUCUGCUCAAGUCCUCCUGGCUGCAUGGAAAUCCCAUCACAGGAGCGGAUCAUGACCUCCACUGUGUGACUGAUUACUUGUUGACCAUCAACUGCACCCUGAACAUCGCUCCAUCGGGAAACACUUCAGACAGCAACGGCUCCUACUGGCUCACUUGCAGAGAAACAUUUGAAGAGGAGGAGUAUUCGUGCAUGCUGACCAGCACCAAAGAGGGUUAUUUCUGCUCCCUCAAAACAUCUGAUUACGACUAUGACACAUCAGAAACAUUUUUCGAUGUGGACAUCUAUGAAAUCUCGCUCUGUCACAUCAGAAGUAAUGGCUCUAAAAUCUGUUCGGUGCUGGAUGAAGCCUUUUCACCUGCGAGAAACAUUAAACCGAACGCUCCGUGCUGCCUCACGUUGAGCCACAACUCAAGUCAACAGCACUUCACAUGGAUGAGCACCUAUGAGGCGUACAGUCAUUUCACCCCUCUGUUUGAGAACCUGCAGUAUCAGCUCCAGAUCUACAAAAAUGGAGACAAACACGAGGACAUACCACAUGGCAUUAACACAAACAGCGAACACUAUUCUGUGGAUGAAGAGCAAUUUCCGCCAGACACCGACUACGUUGCCAGAGUACGGUCCAGGCCUAAUAUGGGCUUUUACAGGGGGCAGUGGAGCGACUGGUCCGUUGAGGUUCACUGGAGGACUGCACCAGCCGUGGAAGAUUCCUCAGCAAAUGCAUUCGUCGCUGAAGUGGGCAAGAAGGUGUUCAUCCCCUUGUGUGUGAUGGUGCUGCUCGUCUUGCUUCUGUGCUACGCUCCGGUUAAAAAGUGGAGGCAAGGGGCCUUUAUUCCAACUCCAGCUCCCUAUUUCGACACACUGUACAAAGACUGCCAGGGAGAUUUCAAGAGCUGGGUGGUCACACAAGACAGCACAGCAGCCAUGACGAAAACAGAGGAAGUGCUGCACAUCAACACCCUGACAAAGUGUGCAGACGUCCAGCAGAAGAAAGAGGAGGAGGACGAAGAAGAGCGUCACGUUCACCUGCAGCUGAUGGAGGGCAGCGGCUACAGCAACAUGACGAUCCCAGCGUGCGACCAAGUUCUGCUGGGCUUCCCGUACGCCGUCAGCACCAUGGCUCUGCACUCGGAUCAGAAGGACGACCUGGAAAGUCUAACCCUGUGCUCGGAGCCACGGAGUCCCGCUGGGGACUCGGGCUGUUGGCUCAGCAGUGACUCGUCUCUGGAGAAAGAGCCUCCCUGGUACUGCAAUGAGUACUGCACCCUGAGCGCCUUCCAGCAGUCUGGGUCUGUCACAGCAGAGCGCUGUGGGAGCUUGUAAACAAACGGCCACUGACUGAAGAAGCUGGAAAUUCUGUUUUGUUGUAAAUAGAGAGUGAGAGGAUGAAGAUGAAUUUUAAAUCAUGUAAGUGGUUAAGCUCAGUGGCACACAUUUAUGGAUGUAAAUGUAACGCUUCUACACGGUCCUGCUGCUGAAAGCUCCAAGUAAACACAGUUCAUCUUCAUUUUUGUUGUCACAGUGCAGAAGAUAUUUGGCCAGUUGGGCAGCAACUAACAAUUAUAUCCAAUUAUUUUCUUAAUUAGUUAUUUGUUUGCUCUACAAAAUGUGAGACAAUUGUGAAAAAUACAGAUGAGUGUUUCCCCACACGUCUUGAUUGGUCCACAAUUCAAAAAGUAUUACUGUCAAAGAAAAGUGAAGAAAACAUUCAAAAACAAGGAGCUGGAAGCAGAACAUUUCCUUUGUCUUUAAAAGAUUCUCAAGCUAAACAACAAAAUAGCCGAUGCUUAAUUUAACAGUGGACGACUGAUGAAUCACUGCAGCACUAAUGGCCGUUUUAAUUAAUAUAAUUAACGGGCUCUUGUACAAUUGUAGCAUGUUUCUUAGUAUUUUUUUGCAUAAUUUACAUGAUAUAAAAUAUUAACUGCAUAACUUUGUGCUUAUGUUAUGAUUUUGUCAAGAGUUGGGCUGAAAUUAAAUUAGUUCUGUCACUUAUUUGCUUAAUUAGUUGUUUGCUCUAUAAAAUGUCAGAAAAUUGUGGAAAGUGUUUCCUGAAACCCAGCAUGACAUCCUCCAAUGUGUUGUUUUGCACACAACCAAAAAAUAUUAAGUUUAAGUUUGGAAAAAAACCCUGAAAAUAUUCAAAUAUAAGCACCAGUGAAAUUUUACUAUAAAAAAAGACAAAUCCAUCAUAUAGCUCAUAAUUAAUAAGCAGCUCUAUUGGCUCAGAUGCAUUUCUUAGCAUUUUGCAUCAUUUCCAUCAUGUAAACUAUUAACUGCAUAACUUUGUGUUUGUGUUAAGUGACUAUAUUUGUCAGAAACUGCAGCUAAAACAGGUCUAAAAGAUCUGAACUUUUCUCUCAAUGUUUGUGACUCUGUUUCGUUUCAUGCUAAGAAGGAUUCUGUACAUAUUUCCUCUCAUUUAUAAUAAAGAAACUACCACGUUUUGUA
Messenger RNA from Stegastes partitus (bicolor damselfish), 2529 nucleotides. RefSeq names its product interleukin-21 receptor. Gene Ontology annotation, biological process: cytokine-mediated signaling pathway. Gene Ontology annotation, molecular function: cytokine receptor activity; protein binding. The coding region runs from base 55 to 1401 and encodes 448 amino acids. Gene Ontology annotation, cellular component: membrane; external side of plasma membrane. The record is from RefSeq and is a predicted model, not a curated record. The transcript is spliced from 9 exons. NCBI's taxonomy places the organism in Eukaryota, Metazoa, Chordata, Actinopteri, Pomacentridae.